Messenger RNA from Rangifer tarandus platyrhynchus (Svalbard reindeer), 438 nucleotides. Lineage: Eukaryota; Metazoa; Chordata; Mammalia; Artiodactyla; Cervidae. The record is from the annotation of a GenBank genome assembly.
AUGGCGGCUCCGACUGGGCCUCUCACGCUGCCAACCGUGGUGGAGGAGCUGCUGAGCGAGAUGGCGGCGGCGGUGCGGGACGGCGCGCCGAUUCCUGAUGAGCAUCUGUUAUCGCUGAAAUUUGUCUUCGGCUCGUCAGCCGUCCAGGCCUUGGACCUAGUUGACCGCCAGUCCGUUACCUUAAUCUCCUCGCCCAGCGGAAGGCGUGUUUACCAGGUGCUUGGAAGCUCCGGGAGAACGUACACAUGUCUGGCUUCUUGCCACUACUGCUCAUGCCCGGCAUUCGCCUUCUCUGUGCUGCGGAAGGGGGACAGCCUCGUGUGCAAGCACCUCUUGGCAGUUUACCUGAGUCAGGUCAUGAGGACCUGUCAGCAGCUGAGUGUCUCUGACAAGCAACUGACUGACAUACUGUCAGCGGAGAAGACACAGGAAGCAUAA